AUGAAAGGCAAAAAAAUAUUAGAAACAUGGCUUUUAAAGAUUGUUCGUGUAACACUUUCAGAUUCUCGAAUAUUUAUCGGAAAAUUCGUCUGCGUAGGUAAACUUAAAUGUGUUGUUCUAGAUAAAGACGGAACAAUGAUUCUUUCUAAUACACAAGAAUUUAACAAGGGUGAUUGAUUGGUAUAAGUCUAUCAACAAUAUUUAACCGAGGAUCUUUAUAGGG
This is a messenger RNA of Pneumocystis carinii B80, 223 nucleotides long. RefSeq lists its product as hypothetical. The coding region runs from base 1 to 177 and encodes 58 amino acids. The transcript is spliced from 2 exons. The record is from RefSeq and is a predicted model, not a curated record. NCBI's taxonomy places the organism in Eukaryota, Fungi, Ascomycota, Pneumocystomycetes, Pneumocystales, Pneumocystaceae.